UUACCCUACUUGCCCAAGCAGCCCUACCCCAAGCAGCCCUACCCUCAGUUACCCUACUUGCCCAAGCAGCCCUGCCCCAAGCAGCCCUACCCUCAGUUACCCUACUUGCCCAAGCAGCCCUACCCCAAGCAGCCCUACCCCAAGCAGCCCUACCCCAAGCAGCCCUACCCCAAGCAGCCCUACCCCAAGCAGCCCUACCCCAAGCAGCCCUACCCUCAGUUACCCUACUUGCCUAAGCAGCCUUACCCUAAGCUACCCUAA
This is a messenger RNA of Trichoderma asperellum CBS 433.97, 261 nucleotides long. The record is from RefSeq and is a predicted model, not a curated record. Lineage: Eukaryota; Fungi; Ascomycota; Sordariomycetes; Hypocreales; Hypocreaceae.